UUUCCAAUUGCCGCUACGCGCUCCGGGACGCCUCCUGCGGCACUCUUUGUCCUGCGCUUUUCGAAAUCCGACGAGCGACCCGACUUGACCGCCCACCCCACGAGCCCGAAGCUCUCUCCUCAGAUCCCGCCCCAGCCGCCUUCAUGCGCCGACCGCCCCGCCAUCAUCCAUGACUACUCUGGUACGGACCCGCCAGCCGCUACAAAUCUUGAGCAUGAGCAACCAGCCGGAGCGACGGCAAAGCAAACGCCUCGCCGGUACGUCGCUGCCCCUCUUGCCCUCGCGCCCUCUCCCGAGCGGUCAAGAAGCCGAGCCGACCACACGCACCAGGGGGAGGAAGCGGAAGGAUGCUGCUGCUGCUGCUGCUGCUGCUGCUGCUCCUACUGCCGGCGGUGGCGCUGAUGCUGACGUUUCCCCCUCCUCUGCAGCCGCAGCAGUGUACGACGAGCAAGAUGGCGAUUUCCUUUUCACGCGCGGGCCGAAGCGUGCCAAAACGGCAUCGGUGCCCGUGGAUGACGAGCUAGGGGAGGAUCCGGCGCCGGCGCCGGUCAAGAGGAGUGUGGGGAAACCGCCCAAGACAGGGCCGAGGCGACGCGCCUCACCGCCAGCUCCGGCUGCGGCGCCAGCAGCGCAACCAAUGCCGACACGGUCCAGGUCAGCGGCGGCAACAGCACCAGCACCAGCACCAGAACCAGCACCAGCUGCCGCGCCGACAACGAGAAGGAUAUCAAAGAGGAAACCGAGCCUGGACAAGACGCCGCCACCGGCAGAGGAUCCGGUAGUCCGCAAGCCCAAAUCUCGGAGGAAAGCGCGAGAUUCGACGGCCGAGAAGAGGCCGCAACAAAGACGGACGAGAGCAGGGCAGGUAAACGGAACGCAUCGAGGGGCAGAAGAGGAAGAACGGGGGGAAUACGGAGACGAGCAACCGCCAUCACCGGGGCGAAACGACGGUUCGACCCCCAGCCCAUCCGCCGCCCAGCCGCAAUCCCAGCUGAUCGCGCUGCCCCUGAGCGACACGCCCAUCAUCAACCGCAACAAAGAGUUCCGCAAGAAGGGCGGCGCCAACGGCGGCCGGCGCAGCAGCCUGGGUAUGCGCGGGCGGCGGGCCAGCUCGCUGAUCGACAACGGGCACACCGCGUUGCCGCACCGCGAGGUCAACCCGGCCGAGUUCUACAAGUACAUCUCGUCAGAAGGGCUGAGCGAGCCGCGGCGGAUGAAGCAGUUGUUGGUGUGGUGCGGCGAGCGGGCGCUGAGCGAGAAACCGCCGCAUGGGAAGCCAGGGUCGAGCGCCAUUUUAGGGGCCCGCGCGAUACAAGACCAACUCCUCAAGGACUUUGGCGCCCGAUCCGAGUUCUCCGACUGGUUUUCGCGCGAAGAUGCGCCGAAACCACCCAUACCCGUCGUCCUACAACCCAACCCACGAAAUGUCGACUACGACGCCAAGAUUGCCGAACUCGAAGCCAGGAUCGAGAGGCUAAAAGCCCAAAAAGCCGCCUGGCAAUCCAUCGCCGCGCCCUUGCCCGUCGUGCCCCCGCUGUACCCGGACCCGGACCCGCGCAAGGCGCCCCUCCCGGACCCGGCGCUCCUCAGCCCGUCGGAGGCGUCCAUCCUGUCGGCCCUGACCAACCCGGACACGGCCUUCAGCUCCUUCAAGCGGCAGCUGCGCUCGCGGCUGCAGAACGCGCAGGCGGCGCUCGAGUUCCGCGUCGACCGGCUGGCGGACAGCGCGCACAAGCUCGACGCGCGCGUGGCGACGGGCGGCCGCGAGGCGGACGCCGUCCUGGCCCUGAGCGCCGCCCGCCUGCGGGAGCGCGAGGAGAGGGAGCGCCGCGCCGUCGGGGCCGGCGCCGUCAGCGUCAUGGAGGUGCUGAGGAGCCUAGGGCGGAUCCUGCCCGAGGGCGGCUAGCUCAGUUUCUUUCCCUAGCUCCCCCCCCCCCCCCUU
Messenger RNA from Thermothelomyces thermophilus ATCC 42464, 1942 nucleotides. RefSeq lists its product as uncharacterized. The transcript has 3 exons. Gene Ontology annotation, cellular component: MIS12/MIND type complex. The coding region runs from base 215 to 1906 and encodes 563 amino acids. Lineage: Eukaryota; Fungi; Ascomycota; Sordariomycetes; Sordariales; Chaetomiaceae. Gene Ontology annotation, biological process: mitotic sister chromatid segregation; cell division. The record is from RefSeq and is a predicted model, not a curated record.